This is a messenger RNA of Helicoverpa armigera (cotton bollworm), 2331 nucleotides long. RefSeq names its product O-glucosyltransferase rumi homolog. The transcript is spliced from 6 exons. Gene Ontology annotation, molecular function: UDP-xylosyltransferase activity; UDP-glucosyltransferase activity. NCBI's taxonomy places the organism in Eukaryota, Metazoa, Arthropoda, Insecta, Lepidoptera, Noctuidae. Gene Ontology annotation, biological process: protein O-linked glycosylation; positive regulation of Notch signaling pathway. Gene Ontology annotation, cellular component: endomembrane system. The record is from RefSeq and is a predicted model, not a curated record. The coding region runs from base 108 to 1307 and encodes 399 amino acids.
GGAUUUUCUGACAACUUUAUAAAUCCUGAAAUUUAAACUUCGUUUACGUUUGUCUUAUGUUUAAUUUAAUAUAAAUAAGUAAUGAAUUGCAAACACAAUAUUUAACGAUGAAUAGUCAUUUAUUUACUUUAUUUUGUAUUGUUGUAUUAGUAAAAUCUAACACAAAUCAAGAGUUUUGUAGUAAAGAUGAUGAAUCUUGUUCAGCAGACUACAAUAAAUAUAGCAAAGAAGCUAAUGAGUGGGCGAAUAAAAUUAAAGAAAAAAUUGACUUAGCUGUCAGCCAGUAUGUUCCAUGUAAAAGUACAAAUUGUAGCUGCCAUGCAUCAGUGAUUGACCAGGACUUGGCACCAUUUAGAGAUGGCAUCACAAAGCAACUAUUCAAUAAAGCUAGAGCAAAAGCAACUAAGUACCAGAUAAUAGAUGGCAAACUAUAUAGAGAAAAGGAAUGUCAUUUUCCAGCAAGGUGUGCAGGAGUGGAGCACUACCUGACUGCACUUGCACCAAAAAUGCCUGAUUUAGAACUAGCUCUAAACACCAGAGAUUGGCCCCAAGUCAACCCAGGAUGGGGCCAUCCAAAGGCGCCAGUUUUUUCUUUCAGUAAGACAAAAGAUUACUAUGACAUAAUGUAUCCUGCCUGGAGUUUCUGGGAAGGGGGACCGGCAAUAUCUUUAUAUCCCACAGGGAUAGGCAGAUGGGACAAACACAGAAUCUCUAUUUCAAAAGCUGCUGAAAAGUGGCCAUGGGGAAAAAAGGAAGAGAGGGCAUUUUUCCGUGGAUCUAGAACAAGCGAAGAACGAGAUGCUCUUAUAUUACUCUCUAGAUCUGAGCCUGAUCUUGUAGAUGCUCAGUAUACAAAAAAUCAAGCCUGGAAGUCAGAUAUGGAUACACUUUAUGCACCACCGGCUUCAGAAGUACCAUUUGAAGAUCAUUGCAAAUAUAAAUAUGUUUUCAACUACAGAGGAGUUGCUGCCAGUUUCAGAUUCAAGCAUUUGUUCCUCUGCAAGUCUUUGGUGUUUCAUGUUGGUGAUCAAUGGCUUGAAUUUUUUUACCCAUCACUAAAACCUUGGGUACAUUACGUACCUAUCAGCACAGAUGCAACCCAAGAAGAGAUCAAAGACUUGAUCAAUUUCUUCAAAGAAAAUGAUAGUUUAGGUAAUGAAAUCGCAAACAGAGGAUUCCAACAUAUUUGGGAUCAUUUGACUGAUAAAGAUGUAAAAUGUUAUUGGAGGAAGCUUCUAAAGAAGUAUGCGAAACUUCUGAAAUAUGAUGUAGUAAAAGAUGUUGAUCUGGAAUUAAUAACAGCGUAAUUAAACCUACUUGCUCAUAAAAGGUUUUGUUUUAUUGUUGAAUGAAUAACUAAUGAAAAAUUGGAUUAAAAUAAUCUAUGGAGUGGCAGUAGAGGCAUCCACUAGCAUUAUUCACGCCUACAGCGCCAGACCAUAGCUGUAAGUCACAAGUAGUGAAUUAUAGCGACAAUCAUAGAUAACAAAGGCCAGAAAGUUCAUAGUUUAGUGUUUGAUCAAAGUAUAGUAUACCAGCACUUUUUAGAAUUAAGCAAAAUAUUGUAAAAUUAUAUACAAAGUGAAGUAGUAAACAAUUUAUAAUUUAUACACUACCCUACUUGUCCACCUGCUCUCCCUUUUAUCAUUUUUUCGAAUAUGUACGUCAUAAUUUUAUUCCAACACUGUUUACGGUGAUUUGGUAAAUAUAAAUACCGUUUUUUUAUAUAUUGAUUUAUUUCUGAAAUACAUUUUACAAUCUCAAGUGUCGAGACAUUGAAUAUUACAGCUCAGUAUUUCAUGGAAUUAUAAAAAUAUUUAUACAUAUGUAAUAUAAAAUAUGCUUACCUACCGAAGAUGCAUUAAAAUUCAUAUUCUUACUAAGUAACAGAGGGUAUUAUUAUAGCGAUACAGUUCUCAUUCAAUUAUCGACUCACUUGGUGGGUAGGUCACACUGCAGGGUCCUCGUCAAUUGAAUUUAGAUAAUUACAAUAUUAAAUUGUACCUAUGUAAUAAUAAAAUAACAUUUUUCAUUUCGUUCACAUCACUAUUUGGAUCGUUCUCUUUCUUCCCAUCUUUGAGUAUGUAUUUAGAUUAUAAUACUCUGUCCCAAAUACGGCGUUAUAUCAGUCUCAAUAUUACGUAACUCACACCAACGUUAUUAUUUUUGUAACUACCUAAAAUUAUAAAAAGGCACUUUUGUCGCGUUCUGAGAUUAUUCCUUAGUAAUUAAUAUUUUUGAUUAUUAUUCAACCAGAUGUCAGGAUGUAAAAUUAUAUACUUUAAUCUAUGCUUCAUAAUACCGAAUAUUGAAAAUAUGUAUAAAAUAAAA